Messenger RNA from Paramisgurnus dabryanus, 2955 nucleotides. The record is from RefSeq and is a predicted model, not a curated record. NCBI's taxonomy places the organism in Eukaryota, Metazoa, Chordata, Actinopteri, Cypriniformes, Cobitidae.
CCUUCACUGAAUAUCUUCAUUAUAUCUGCUCUUAUUGGAAUCAACAUUAGGAUGAAGAAGACUUUCACAAUCAUUAUUUUAUUUCUCUUGUGUGAAGAUGUGUUUGGUGAUGAAGUGAAGUCAGUGUCAGUGAUGUCUGGUGAUUCAGUUACUCUACACACUGAUAUUACUGAGCUACAGGAGGAUGAGAUGAUCUUGUGGAGGUUUGGAGAAGGCGAAUCUAAAAAUCUUUUAGUUGAAAUGACUACAAAUAAGAUCUGGUAUACAGGUGAGAAAUUCAUAAACAAACUGAACAUAUCAGACACACAGACGGGAGAUCUCACCAUCAAGAACAUGAAGAUCAAAUACUCUGGACUCUAUGAAGCAGAGAUCAAUCUUGGCACUGAAACAGUAUACAAGAGAUUUAAUGUUACUGUUUUUAAGUCUCCUUCUGUUAUCAAUGAUGGACCAUGUGAAGUGACGUCUUUUACAGUGACUGAGGGUGAAUCUGUUACUUUACCCUGUAAUGUUCAAACACAAAGAGAUGAUCUGAUACUGUGGAUAUUUGGAGAUGAAAGUGCUCUCAUAGCUGAAGUUGAUAUGGAGGAUGAUAUGAUUUCAUUAUUUGAUGACACUGAUGGGAGUUUCAGAGACAGACUGAAGCUGAAUGAUCAAACUGGAGAUCUCACCAUCACUGACUGCAAAACUAAACACAGUGGAGUUUAUCAGCUAAAGAUCAUCAGAAACAAACAAACAUUAUACAAGAUAUUCAGUGUUAUUGUCAGGGAAGCAUGUCUAGUGUCAGGUGUUAUAGCAGGAUUAUGUGUUAUCUUCCUCCUGGUUAUUGCUGCUGCUAUUGCUGCUGGUUUGAUUUUGUAUCGUCACAAGAUCUCUAAACUAUUGGUUCCUGUAGAUGAACAGAAAAGUUUGGUGCCACGCAGUGAAAUGGAAGCAGAAAUGAGAGAUGAUGAGUUAAAGGAAGUAACAUACAAAGGUCAUGGAAACCCUCAGAAGCCGCAGAACUCAUAUGAAAUGUUAAUAUCAGUGGAAGGAGAUCAGGCUGCCAACGCUUCACAAAUCCUUCAGAUCCAGCAGAACUCAGUUUCUCCAUGUACUUCAAAAGAGAAAGUAAUAGAAAAAGUUGAUGAAAACAUUCAGAAUCCGCAGAACUCAGUAUCUGCUGUUAUAAAUGAAAAGAUGGUCAGAACAGGAGAGGUGGGGGGAUCUGUGACUUUAGACACUUGUGUUACUAAUAUCCAGAGAGAUGAUGAGAUACUGUGGAUGUUUGAAGAUAUGACUAUAGCUCAAUACACUGGAGGCAAAGAUAAACCUCCAUUAUAUAAAACUGAUGAGAGAUUCAGAGACAGACUGAAUAUGAACGCUCAGACUGGAGAUCUCAUUAUCAGAGAUAUCAGACAGAGAGAUGAAGGAGUUUAUACACUAAAACUGACCAAAGCUGAUGGAAAAAUCACAUACAGAAUAUUUAAUCUUGAUGUCACUGUACCAUACAGAAGGCAUGGAGACAUUCAGAACCAGCAAAACUCAGUCUGUGCUGCUGUUAUAAAUGAAGAGAUGAUCAGAAUGGGAAAGAUGGGGGGAUCUGUGACUUUAGACACUUGUGUUACUAAAAUCCAGAAAGAUGAUGAGAUACUGUGGAUCUUUGAAGAUAUGAAUAUAGCUCAAUACACUGGAGGCACUAAUAAAUCCACAUUAUAUGACUAUAUUGAUGAAAGAUUUAAAGACAGACUGGAGAUGAACCUUCAAAGCGGAGAUCUCACCAUCAAAAACAUGAGAUCUGAACUCACUGGAGUUUAUAAAGUUCAGAUCAAGAACAGCAGCGGGAACAAAGAGAGAAAAUUCAUUGUUGCUUUCUCCGUGCGAGCUAUGAUGGGAGGAUCUGUCCCUUUACCCACUAAAGUUAAAAUAGAGGAAGGUGAUGCGGUGGAGUGGACCUCAAAAGAUAAAAGCACUCUUGUAACUGGAAUGAAUGGAGACGACAGCAAGACUUCAUAUACAGAUAAUGAGAGAUUCAGAGACAGACUGAAGAUGUACGCUCAGACUGGAGAUCUCACCAUCAGAGAUAUCAGACAGACAGAUGAAGGAGUUUAUACACUAAAACUGAUCAACACUGAUGGAAAAAUCACUUACAGAAUAUUUAAUGUUGAUGUCACUGCCAAAGUUGAUGAAAACACUCAGAAGAGGCAAAACUCAGUAACAAAGAAAGUUGAUGAAAAGAGUCUGAAGCGGCAGAACUCAGUCUGUGCUGCUGUUAUAAAUGAAGAGAUGAUCAGAACAGGAAAGCUGGAGGAAUCUGUGACUUUAGACACUUGUGUUACUGAAAUCCAUAGAGAUGAUGAGAUACUGUGGAUGUUUGGAGAUACGACUAUAGCUCAAUACACUGGAGGCAAAGAUAAACCUACAUUAAAUAAUACUGAUGAGAGAUUUAAAGACAGACUGAAGAUGAAUCAUCAGACCGGAGAUCUCACCAUCAAAAACUUCACAUCUGAUCACACUGGAGUUUAUAAAGUAAAGAUCAAGAACAGCAGCGGGAACAAAGAGAGAAAAUUCAUUGUUGCUUACUAUGUGUGUCCUACGAAGGGAAAUUUUGUUACUCUACCUACUAAAGUUAAAAUAGAGAAAGGUGAUGUGGUGGAGUGGAUCUCAAAAGAUAAAACCUCUCUUGUAACUGGAAUGAAUGGAGACGACAGCAAGACUUCAUAUACAGAUGAUGAGAGAUUCAGAGACAGACUGAAGAUGAAUGCUCAGACUGGAAAUCUCAUCAUCAAAGAUCUCAGACAGACAGAUGAAGGAGUUUAUACACUAAAACUGACCAAAGCUGAUGGAAAAAUCACAUACAGAAUAUUUAAUGUUGAAGUCACUGGUCUUGAAAACAUUCAGAAGAAGCAAAACUCAGGUAAGAUUCAGUUCACCUGUCCAUCUAUAAAUCUAUAUGACUCAUCAAUCGAGUCUGAUUGA